GCCGGCUGCCUGCCCAGAGCCAAAACGAAAGCACUGGGGCUGGAGCUGGAUCGGGAAUCGGGGCUCGCGGGAGAGGGAGUGCGCAAGCUGUCCAGCGCUGAAACCCUGGGAGGCACGGGGGAUUCUGGCCCCUGCUCACGAUAGACACAGGGCUGAGUGGGGACAGGGGUGGGGUUUCUGCCCCCCCCUUGGGGGGCAGGACUGGGCCUCAGGCCUGAGUGCUCCCUGGCACUUAAAAGAUGCCUAUGCCCUGGUUCCUGCUGUCCUUGGCUCUGGGUCGAAGCCCUGCCGUUCUCUCUCUGGAGAGGCUCGUGGGGUCUCAGGACGCUGCCUACUGCUCUCCGGGCCUCUCCUGCCACCUCUGGGGUGGCGACAUCCUCUGCCUGCCUGGAAGGAUCGUGUCUGCCCCAGGCCCUGUGCUGGUGCCUAGGCACCUGCAGACAGAGCUGGUGCUGCGUUGCCACCAGGAGAACGACUGUGACCUCUGCGUGCGUGUGACUGUCCACUUAGCCGUGCACGGGCACUGGGAAGAGCCUGAAAUUGAGGAAGAGUUUGGAGGAGCUGCUGACCCAGAGCUUAGGAACGCCUCGCUGCAGGCCUACAUUGUGCUCGCCUUCCAGGCCUACCCCACUGCCCGCUGCGUCCUGCUGGAGGUGCUCGUGCCUGCUGCCCUCGUGCAGCCUGGUCAGCCUGUGGGCUCUGUGGUCUUUGACUGCUUUGAGGCUGCCGUGGGAGGAGAAGUGCAGAUCUGGUCCUACACUCAGCCCAGGUACCAAACAGAACUCAACCUCACACAGCAGCUGCCUGACUGCAGGGGGCUGGAAGUCCAGGACAGCAUCCAGAGCUGCUGGGCCCUGCCCUGGCUCAAUGUGUCGGCAGAUGGUGACUACGUGCACCUGGUACUGGACAUCUCUGAGAAGCAGCACUUCAGCCUCUCGCUGUACUGGAAUCAGGUCCAGGGUUCCCCCAAACCCUGGUGGCACAAAAACCUGACUGGACCUCAGAACAUUACUCUGAACCAUACAGACCUGGUUCCCUGCCUCUGUAUUCAGGUGUGGCCCCUGGAGCUCGACUCGGAGAGGAUGAACUUCUGCCCCUUCAGGGACGACCCCCGUGCACACCGGAACCUCUGGCGGGCAGCCAAGCUACGCCUGCUGCCCCCGCGGAGCUGGCGGCUGGACGCGCCCUGCUCACUGCUGGCGGAGGCUGCGCUGUGCUGGCAGGCACCGGAUGGGGGACCUUGCCUGUCUUUGGUCCCGCCACUGCCCCGGGAGAAUGUCACUGUGAAUAAGCCUCGUGAGUUCCCGUUGCUGGAAGGUCACCCUAACCUCUGUGUCCAGGUGAGCAGCUGGGAGAAGUUGCAGCUGCAAGAGUGCUUGUGGGCAGAAUCCUUGGGGCCCUUCAAGGAUGAUAUGCUGCUGGUGGAGACACGAGGACCCCAGGACAACAGAUCACUCUGUGCCUUGGAACCCAGUGGGUGUACUACACUGCCCAGCAAGGCCUCCACCGGGCCCACCACGAGGGCAGCGCGUCUUGGAGAGGAGUUACUACAAGACCUACAGUCAGGGCAGUGUCUGCAGCUGUGGAAUGGUGACCUGGGAGCACUAUGGGCCUGCCCCAUGGACAAAUGCUUCGAGCGCCUGGUGGGUGCCCUGGCGUCGGCGCUGUGCCAGCUGCAGCUGCGCGUGGCCGUGGACCUGUGGAGCCGUCGGGAACUGAGCGCGCAGGGGCCCCUAGCCUGGUUCCACGCGCAGCGGCUUCAGACCCUGCAAGAGGGCGGCGUGGUGGUUCUGCUCUUCUCGCCCGGAGCCGUGGCUCUGUGCCGCGAGUGGCUGCAGGGCGGGGCGUCGGCGCCCGGGGCGCACGGUCCGCACGACGCCUUCACCGCCUCGCUCAGCUGCGUGCUGCCCGACUUCUUGCAGGGUCGAGCGCCCGGCCACUACGUGGGCGCCUGCUUCGACAGGCUGCUCCACCCGGAUGCCGUGCCCACCCUUUUCCGAACUGUGCCGGUCUUCUCACUGCCCUCCCAGUUGCCCGACUUCCUGGGGGCUCUGCAGGCGCCCUGCACCUGCCGCCCCGGGCGACUCAGGGAGAGGGCGGAGCAAGUGUCCCAGGCCCUUCAGCCCGCCCUGGACAGCUGCUUCCCACCUCCGAGGGACCCAGGGCCGGGGCGCGGGAUGGGACUUGGGGCAGGGGACGGGACUUGAAUAAAGGCAGCCGCUAUUUUUCUAUCCACGUUGCCCACUGUUGUCCUGGCAGCAUAAAGGCUUAGGCUGGCGAGCUGCCGUCCCUAACUCCAUCGCCCUUUAAAGCGGGGACAGGUGCAGCCCGACGCCGCCUCCGGU
Messenger RNA from Tupaia belangeri chinensis (Chinese tree shrew), 2345 nucleotides. It is a transcript of the gene IL17RC, whose product is annotated as interleukin 17 receptor C. Gene Ontology annotation, molecular function: interleukin-17 receptor activity. The record is from RefSeq and is a predicted model, not a curated record. NCBI's taxonomy places the organism in Eukaryota, Metazoa, Chordata, Mammalia, Scandentia, Tupaiidae.